AUGUCUGUAACUGUAACUUUACCAGAGGAGAAUAACAAUGAAGAAGAAUAUGACCAACAUUGCCUGCUUUUUCCUACUUAUGCUACCAAGCAUGGUCUCGAUGAAUCAGACAAUCCUGACAUAACCGACAAUUGGAAUAUCCGUGUUCGAGGAUGGGCAUACUCGGCACCAAAAACAAGUAGAACCC
Messenger RNA from Racocetra persica, 187 nucleotides. Lineage: Eukaryota; Fungi; Glomeromycota; Glomeromycetes; Diversisporales; Gigasporaceae. The record is from the annotation of a GenBank genome assembly.